Messenger RNA from Solanum tuberosum (potato), 1629 nucleotides. Its product is annotated as probable disease resistance protein At4g27220. Lineage: Eukaryota; Viridiplantae; Streptophyta; Magnoliopsida; Solanales; Solanaceae. Gene Ontology annotation, molecular function: ATP hydrolysis activity; ADP binding. The record is from RefSeq and is a predicted model, not a curated record. The transcript is spliced from 3 exons. Bases 1 to 1629 code for a protein of 542 amino acids.
AUGAGUAGGAGAGCUAAGAAAAUUACACUGGAGUUGGUUCAACUUCAAAAUGAAAGCAACAGGCCUGAUGUAAUCUCCUUUGAUCAUCCAGUUCAAAGUGAGGCUAUACCUAGUAACUAUGGUGAGUUGACUAAACUUCAAACUGAAGGAGAAGUAAUCUCCUUUGAUCGUCGAGUUCAAAGUGAGGCUAUAUAUAGUAACAAUGGUGAGGAGCUGCACUCCAGAAAAUUGAAAGAGGAAGAGGUCAUGGCAGCUGUGAGAGAUGAAGGGGUCACUAUGAUUGGGAUAUGUGGUCUGGGUGGUGUUGGUAAAACAACACUCGCUGAGAAAAUCAGACAAAAGGCGAAACAACAAGGGUUGUUCAAAGAUGUUGUCAUGGUAACUGUCAGUCAACAACCUGACUUGAAAAAACUUCAGGGUCAGAUCUCAGAAGGACUUGGGCUGAAAUUAGAAGGGGAUAAUUUGUUGAUUCGUGGAGAUCGGCUGCAUACAAGGCUAAUGCUUCAGAACAGCCACAACCUUAUAAUCUUGGAUGAUGUUUGGGAGGCUCUUGAUGAUCUAGACAAGCUUGGAAUUCCCAGCGGUAACAGCCACAACCAUCGGUGCAAAGUGAUAUUGACGACACGAUUCCGAAAUGUUUGUGUAGAAAUGGAAGCUCAGACGAUCAUUGAAGUAGAAACAUUAUCUGAAGAGGAAGCAUGGAGCCUUUUCAAAGAGAAAGUCGGUGAUUUUGGCAACGAUCCUUCUAUGAUUGACAUAGCAAAAGAAGUUGCCAAAGAAUUCAGGGGGCUGCCGCUUGCAAUUAUUAUACUUGCAGGAGCACUAAAGAGUAAAACCAAGCCUUCGUGGGAGGAUGCCCUUAUACAAUUACGUGAUGCAGAACCAAAAAAUAUCCCUGGAGUGAGCAGUAAGGUGUAUAAAUCUCUGAGGCUAAGCUAUGACCACUUGAGCGAGAAUGAGGCAAAGUAUCUCUUUUUGUUUUGUUCUUUGUUCGAGGAAGAUAGUGAUAUUCGGACUGGAGAAUUGCUUACAUUUGGAAUGGGGCUUGGCAUCUUUUCGAGUAUUAAAAAUAUACAAGGAGCAAGAAAUAGGGUGUGUCUUCUAUUAGAAAUAUUGAAAGAUGGUUUCUUGUUAUUCCAAGGUUCAGAAAAAAAUCAUGUGAAAAUGCAUGAUGUGGUCCGUGAUGUGGCUAUAAGUAUUGCGUCUGAAGGAGAGCAUAACUUUAUGGUAAGUCACGAUGUUAACUCAGAAGAGCUCCCACGUAGAACUUGUUAUGAGCAUUUCAGUCACAUGUCAAUUAUUGCAAAUAAAUUUGAUGAGCUUCCUAGACCAAUAUUUUGCCCAAAACUGAAGCUUUUAAUAUUGAAACUCCGUUUUGAAGAUCCAUUCAAACUACAGGACGAUUUUUUUGAUGAAAUGAGUAACCUCAAUGUAUUGAGUCUGAGGGGACACAGUUUUAGGGAGUCAAUUCUGCGUUUUCCAGCAUCCAUUAGGAGGUUGUCAAGUCUGAGGACACUGUGUCUGAGUAAUUUAAGGUUAGAUGACAUAUCCUUUAUUGGGGAACUUGUCGAAUUAAAAAUUCUCAGCAUAAGAGAUUGUGAUGACACAUUUAUUGAAGACAACACAUGA